Erigeron canadensis is the source of this 2313-nucleotide messenger RNA. Its product is annotated as nicastrin. Gene Ontology annotation, cellular component: membrane. The coding region runs from base 98 to 2119 and encodes 673 amino acids. Gene Ontology annotation, biological process: protein processing. The record is from RefSeq and is a predicted model, not a curated record. The transcript has 16 exons. NCBI's taxonomy places the organism in Eukaryota, Viridiplantae, Streptophyta, Magnoliopsida, Asterales, Asteraceae.
AAAAAAGGAUCAGGAAAUUAAGAGCUUGCAGAAUAAAAAAUACAUAUACUUUCUAGGGUUUUAUAUAUCUAUCCAAUCUGUCUCACUCUAUCUAAUUAUGGGUACACAGCUUCUUCUUCUUCAUAUGUUUUGGUUUGCCUGUCUAUUCUCCUCCACUUUUCCUCUCAAUCAUGGUGCUUUUAAACAACAAGUGGCAUUCGAGUCGGUUCCUGACCUAGAGAAAUCCAUUUACAUUGUGUUGGAUGGAUAUCCUUGUGUAAGAUUGCUUAACCUUUCUGGUCAAAUUGGUUGUGCAAAUCCCGCUCUUGACAAAGUUGUAGCUCCUAUUGUUAGAUUUAAGAAUGAUGUACAACUUGUUCGGCCAAGCUCACUCAUUGUGCCGUCUUAUGAUUUUGAAGCAUUACUUACAAGAGUAUCAAGCGACUCAAACUUUGCUAGAAAUGUAGCUGGGGUAUUAGUCGAAUUCGGAACGCAAACACAUCUUAAAGGAUCUUCUCCAGAUAAAAAAUUCCCACAAGCGGAAUUUGCGCCUUACCAGAACAACUUCGAGUGGAAUCCGACUGGAUCUGGUAUUAUGUGGAAGCCUUAUGACUUUCCAGUGUUUUUGCUUUCAGAAAGUAGCACACAAGCCCUGCAGGAGAUUGAUGUGGAAAAUGAUUACCAGAAGGAAACAUAUGCUGCCAAAGUGACUGAAUAUGAUCUAGUAAUGCAGACAACUAAAGCAGGCACGCAUGAUUCAGAAUCAUGUUUGAGAGAAGGAACAUGUCUUCCAUUAGGUGGAUAUAGUGUUUGGUCAGCCCUUCCAACAACCAAUGUUGUAGAUUCAAACAAAGAAAAGAAUAUUGUUUUGGCUGUGGCAUCCAUGGACUCUGCUUCUUUUUUCCGUGACAAGAGUCUAGGUGCAGAGUCUCCCUUAUCAGGAUUGAUCUCAUUGCUUGUAGCAGUGGAUGCUCUUUCACGUAUUGAUGACAUUGAUACCUUUGCUAAGCAGCUCAUUUUUGUUGUUUUUACUGGAGAGGCUUGGGGCUACCUUGGCAGUCGAAGAUUUCUUCUUGAACUUGAUCAACACACAGACGCUGUCAACGGGAUUGACAAGUCAUUGAUUGAAAUGGUUAUAGAGGUUGGAUCUGUUGGAAAGGGCUAUGAUCAGGGUGUGCAGACCUUCUAUGCUCAUACAACUGGGGUAUCAUCUGGCACAAAUAAGUCGCUGAAUGCUUUAAGUAAAGCUCGAGAUUCACUUGGAACUGAAAGCAUCAAAUACUCUGCAGCAAGCAAGUCUAAUCCUGGGAUUCCUCCAUCUUCCUUCAUGUCAUUUUCAAGACAGAACCCUCAUACCGCUGGUUUUGUAUUGGAGGACUUUGAUACAGUUUUCGCAAACAAGUUUUACCAUAGUCAUCUAGAUGAUCUGUCUAAUAUAAAUUCUUCAGCCAUAGUGGCGGCUGCUUCCCUUGUUGCUCGAACACUUUACAUUCUUGCCAGUGAUAAGAAAGAUCCAAGUGCUUCAUCCUUGAAUGCAGUCAAGGUCAACACCUCUUUGGUUAACGAACUUUUGGGCUGCUUAUUAAAUUGUGAUCCAGGUCUGUCAUGUGAUCUGGUGAACUAUUAUAUAAAACCAUUCUCUACCUGCCCUAGCCAUUACGUUGGUGUUAUUCAAGGCGAGCCUUCUUCAGAACCCAAUCUUGGUUAUGUGGGGGAUGUUUCCAGAUUUGUGUGGAACUUUUUGGCUGAUAAAACAUCUACCCCUUUAAAAAAUGUUAGUCCUUGCUCUGAAAACUGCAGCAAGUCAGGUGGAGUAUGCAUUAAACAAGAAAUAGAUGGGAAAGGAGUUUGUGUCAUCUCCACAACCAGGUACAUGGCAUCCUAUUCCACUCGCCUGAAAUACGAGUCAGAGACCGAGGCCUGGAGUGUGUUGCCUCCAAAUUCUUCAGAUCCCAUGGGGGCAUCUGAUCCCAUUUGGACAGAAAGCAAUUGGAAUAUAAUUAGUCUGCGCGUUUUCUCAGUUCAGAGUGAUACUUAUGAUCAUCUUAUUUUGGCAGCUGGCUUUGCUGUAACAACAUUGUCGUACAUCAUAGUCGUUAUUGUAAAAGCUUUCAUUGCAAAAGCUCUAAAGCAAGAUUGAUUUAAGAUACAUGAAGAUGAAACCUUACAUUUAGGGGGUGAAAUAUUCAACUGUUGAUCUCAGAUCCCAGUUUGGCAUUACUUGUCCAAAAGAGUUUGUAAGAUCAAUAAUUGUAUCUAGCAAAAUUUUGUAACCUGAAUUAUGUAGCUAUGAAUAACAUAUUAACAUGAGAAUAGGAGGAACUUUCUGAUUCA